GGAAGAAUUGAUUGACCAACGGGUGUCGCCGGAAGUAGUUGUUUGGAGGCAGUGAACGUUUCCGGAGGCUAGUGUCAUGGCGAUGGCCAUGUGAAUGAUCGUGGGUUCGGUUUCAGCAGAUUCAGAGUCACUGACGAUCUCCUCGGUUGCAAGAAUGGCUGCAAUGGAUGAGGAUUUCCCUCGUGGAGGGGUGCAGAGAAAUCCCACUAGGGAAAAGGUGAAGAGGAGCGUGGAAGAUGAAAACCUGUUUCAGAUGCAUCAUGAUAAUGUAAAAAAGAAACAGAAAAACAAGAAAAAAUCGAUCCCUGUAGAAGCAAAGAAACAGAAGACAAAGAAUGGUGGUACAUUACAAACAAAUCAAAGGAUCAAGGCACAGUGUCUCUCCCUCAAGGAACUGAAUGUUGGGGUGCUCUUGCUUGGCUGUGUGAAGGAAGUGACUGAUUUUGAACUCGUCAUUGGGUUGCCCCAUGGGCUCACUGGUUAUGUCAGUCUCACCAACAUCUGUGAUGCAUAUACCAAAUCCCUAAGGGAACAGAUUGAUGAGGAACUGUCAGAGGAUCUGGUAGUCCUGUCAGAUCUGUACAGCCCUGGUAUGGUUAUACGAUGUGCUGUGUACGAGCUCGGAAAGACAAAUUCCAACUACCACAGCUUGAAACUCUCCAUUAACCCGAAGGAUGUAAACAAGGCAUUGUCUCCUGAAGCACUGCAAGCUGGCAUGCUACUCUCAGGCUGUGUAUCCAGUGUUGAGGAACAUGGCUAUCUGGUCGACAUUGGAGUCAAAGCCACCAAAGCUUUCCUCUCACACAUGAAAACCCAGGAGUUCAUAAAGAGUAGAAAUCGAGGCAUGCCUCUCCGUGUUGGUCAAUAUCUAACCACACUGGUGGAGUCAGUGAAGAAUGAUGGCCGCAUUGCCCAGCUCUCGGUCCGUCGUACUGACGUUGCUGCAGCAACAGCAACCGAAGAUCAGAAAUGGAGUCUCUCCAAUCUGCUCCCUGGGCUGAUAAUCAGGGCUGAAAUUCAAAAGGUGGAUACCUGCGGUUUGAUUCUGCAGUUUAACUCUGGUUUGAGUGGGACAGUCGAUUUCAUGCAUCUGGAUCCACGGCGAGUCAGGACCUACCGCCCCGGGCAGCAGGUGAAAGCUUGUGUUCUGUAUGUGCAGCCGGAAACAAAGGCUGUACACCUGACAUUGCGGCCUGCCUUCCUACAUCCGGGGGCAAUGUUGCAGGAGUCAAGCCCCCAUGGGAUUGGGAAGAUUUUCGAGCAAUGCACUGUGCGGAGUUACUACAAAGGAGCUGGUGUCAUCUUUCAGCUGGAUGAUGGGACCGUUGCCUAUUCACCUAAAUCUCAUCUGUCGAGCACUGCGAUGCCCUUUGACCCAAAAGACUUCAGUGAAGGUUCCAGGCACAGGUGCAGGGUCAUUGACCACAGCCCAAUGGAACAGAUGGCUCUGGUGUCUCUGAGAAAGAGCAUUCUUGAUGCCCAAUUUUUGAAGUACCAGGACAUUCAGCUGGGACAGCUGGUUGAGGGUAAAGUGACCUCUCUGGAGAGUUAUGGAAUGCACGUGAAGCUAACUGACCACAUUCAGGGGCUGGUGCCUCAUACACAUCUGUCAGACAUUCCCCUGAAACACCCAGAAAAGCUGUACAGUGUGGGAAAUCUGGUGAAGUGCAGGGUACUGAUGGUAAACAGUGGCACCAAGAAACUGACCCUGACUCUGAAGAAGACGCUGGUUGGUUCAAAGCUUUCUGUUAUUACCCAGUACAAGGAGGCUGUUCCAAAGCAACUGGCCCACGGUUACAUCGUCUCUGUGAAGCCCUAUGGCUGCAUCGUCAGCUUCUAUGGUGAUGUGCGAGGGCUCGUCCCUCAGCAGGAGCUGAGUACCCAGCCCAUCCCCUUUCCGGAGAAGGUCUUCUAUGUUGGUCAGGUUGUCAAGGUCAUUGUCCUAAAGUGUGACCCAACUCAGGAGAAGCUGCUGUUAUCCAUGAAAACCACACAGAAGGUGGGAACUGACGCUGAUGAGUCUUCAAUGUACCCAACUGGAAAGAUUGUCGAUGUGGAAGUCUUGGCGAAGGUGGAGAAUGGGCUGAAGGUCUCCAUUCUCCCACAGCGUGCACCUGCCUUUCUCCCAACGGUACAACUCUCGGACUAUGUCUCAAAUUGUCAGCUUCUUGCUGAGAGGCUGCAGAAGGGUGACAUCCUCUCCAAUGUUAUGUGUUUAAGCCAAGCCCAAGGCCAGAUUAUUCUUUGCAGAAAAGCUGCAGUGAUAGCUUUUGCUAAACAAGCGCCACUGCCAAAGGACGUAUUGGAACUCCAGGUGGGAAUGCAGAUGCCGGGUUUUGUGAAGAACAUUAUGACAUAUGGAGUGUUUGUCGAAUUCCCACAUGGACUGUAUGGCCUGGCUCCCAAAGCUGCUAUGUCUGAUAAGUUUGUCACAAACAUCGAAGAUCAUUUUGUGGUGGGCCAGACAGUGGUUGCCAAGGUUACAAACCUGGAUGAGGAAAAGAAGCGAGUAUUACUGACUCUGAAAGUGUCUGAAUGUGGGUCUGGGGAAGAGGAUGAUGAAAGUCUUGCACUCCUGAGCCAGUACUGUGGGGAACUGGAAUUUGUCAGGACCUUGAUGAGCAGCAGAGAUUCUCCAGUUGCUGUCAGUUUAAGUCGCCUGGCUACAGGGCAGAGACUCCAGCUGGUAGUUAGCAGAGUGGAGGAUGAUGGCACAAUAUAUUUCACGGGUACACAGGUUACCAAGCACACUGUUACAGCCAGUCGCUAUCACCAGGAAGGGGUGUCUCUGAGCCCAGGACAACAGUGCACAGCAGUCGUGAUGUUUGUAGAUCUCCUCUCAUCCAUUGUUCAUGUGUCUGUCCGUCAGGAGCUGCUAAAUGCUAAUGUGAAAAAGUUGAAAGGAAUUUCCCAGCAUCCUGCUGUGGUGCAAUUUGUGACACAGGAUGUUGCCGUUGUUUCACUGGCUGGCACUUCGAAGCUGCUUCUCGUUCCAGUCACAUUCCAUCUAAACGACACCUUUCACUUCGACUCUGAGAAACUCUUUGUGGGACAGACCAUCUCUGUGUCGCUGCACACAGCUGGAGUAGAACAUCAUGGGAUCCCGCUCGCUGCCCGAGGACGCAAGAAACACAGGAGGGUCAAGCGAGAGCGCCAAAUGUCAGAAGAAGAGGAUUUGACACCUGUGGUUCAGCAUGCACUGUAUGUCGGGAAUGUAGUAAGUGGAACUGUGAAAUCCGUGCAGCCAAACUGCCUGCUGAUCAAGUUAGAAGGCGGCGUGACUGGAUUUGUUCACGUUUCAGAAAUCGAUGACUACGUUCCUGACGGCUCCUUUCCAACGACGAAACAAAAAGUUGGCAAUGUCGAAACAGCAAAGGUCAUUGGAGGUAGAGAAGUCAAGUCUCACAGAUUUUUGCCAAUCACGCACCCGAACUUUUCGAUGACUAUACCAGUGUUAACACUGCGACCAAGCAAGCUGUCAGGAGACAGUGAGCUCAUGUUCCAGAGCGAGGACUUAGCAGACCAGCUGAAAUCCUACAAACCCGGCCAAGUGUUAACGUGCUAUGUGUCGAAGUACAACCAUACCAGAAAAUGUCUGGUUGUUGAAGUCACUCCUGUCAUUUCUGGAAGUGUAGAGCUGCUGCUGAUGUCUCAAAAAGUCAAGCACUUGAAGUUUCCCAAGAAACAUUUUCAAUCUGGCCAGGCCUUAACUGCGAAGGUGAUCGGCCCAGACACAACGAACAGCCAUCUCAGCCUCUCACUCACAGGUUUAUGUUCUCUGGAUGAAGGUUCGAUAACACUGGGCAUAAUCAAGAAGGUCACUCCACACUUGGGGGUCACCAUCAAGCUCCCUUUUGGAAAGAAUGGUCAAGUGGGGCUAUGUGAUAUAGCAGAUUCAUACAAAGAGUCACAAUUUGAGGCGCUCACCCCGGGCCGCAUAGUCAGGUGCUGUGUCAUUUCAAAUGAUAAGCAUGAAUUGGCAGUUUCUCUCAGGAACUCAAGAGUGUACCCUGAACAUGAGUCUUCAAUAAGUGACCCAGAGAUUACAUCGGCCAAGGACCUUCAGAAGGGGCAGCUCCUGAGAGGUUAUGUAAAGGCUGUCAGAGUGUCUGGAGUCUUUGUCAGUCUCUCCUCUUCAGUGUCAGGCCGCGUCCUAUUCGAUUACAUCACAGAUCACUUUGUCAAGGACCAUGUAAUCUUCAUGAGAAACAUCCCAAAAGGAAAGCUGGUGACAGUCAAAGUACUGAGUGUAAAGGAUGAAGUGGAGCUCUCGCUCCUCCCUCAGGACACAGGAGCUCCAGAUGUGCUGUCAAAGUCCGGCUUACCAUUGAAACAAUCCAAAAUGCUGAGUAAUGCAAAAGGGACAGUCUCAAAAACCUUCAAACGCAAGAGAAGAGGUUCAGGGAGUGAGCAGAUUUCCUCCAAAAAAUUGAAAACAAGCAGGAAACAGAAGAAUUCGGAGGAGGCAGAGAGUGGAGUGGAGGUAUACUUUCAUGAGGAGGACAGUGAUACUGAAAUUCAACAGCAGCCAAAUCCCAGAAAAACCCAGGUUCCCAGGCUAGAAGUGCCACUCAGCUUUGCUUGGGAUGUGAGUUUAAACACUAUCUCUCCUGUGACUCGGAAACGUGAAGGCAUCAGCUCAGACAGUGAGGAAGACGAGCCUGAGGACUCCAAGGCCAAGGUGACGAAGAGAGAGAAGGAAGUGGGGAAGUGGCAGAUGGAAAAAGAGCUGACGAAGGUUGAGCAGCAGCUGAUGGACCCCAAUCGACACCCGCAGUCAGCUGAGGACUUUGACCGUCUGGUCCUGAGCUCCCCCAACAGCUCCAUUCUCUGGACACAGUACAUGGCAUUCCACCUGCACGCAACUGAGAUUGAGAAGGCACGGACUGUGGCAGAGAGAGCCCUGAAAACCAUCUCCUUCAGAGAGGAGCAGGAGAAAUUGAAUGUCUGGGUUGCACUGCUAAAUCUGGAGAAUCUCUAUGGCACAGAAGAGUCACUGAUGAAAGUGUUUGAACGUGCUGUUCAGUACAAUGAGCCGCUGAAGGUCUUCCAGCAGUUGGCCAGUAUCUAUACCAAAUCUGAGAAAUACAAGCAAGCAGACAACCUGUACAACACCAUGCUGAAACGGUUCCGCCAAGAGAGCACUGUCUGGCUUAAUUACGCCACCUUCCUCCUCAAGCAGGGAAAGACUGACUGUACCAGUGCUUUACUGCAGAGGGCGCUGAAGUGUCUGCCCCAGAAAGAACAUGUUGACAUAAUUGCCAAGUUUGCACAGCUGGAGUUUCGUCUCGGGGACACCGAACGGGCGAAGGCAAUGUUUGAGAGCACGCUGAACAAUUACCCCAAACGCACAGAUCUGUGGUCAGUCUAUAUCGACCUGAUGGUGAAGCAUGGUAACCAGGACGAAAUCAGGCAUCUCUUCGAAAGAGUCAUACACCUGAAGCUUGCACCAAAGAAGAUGAAGUUCUUCUUCAAAAGGUAUCUUGAGUAUGAGAAGAAACAUGGAAGCGAGGAGAGAGUACAGGGUGUGAAGGAGAAGGCGCUAAAAUACGUUGAGUCAACGAGCUUGCCUGUGGACAGCUAAUCGCACUGAUAGCUGCACUUUACAAAUUGGACUUCUCAGUGGCUACAUUGGUGUCUGAGGUUCCUGUGUUCGAGGAAGGGCAGUGGGACAGAUCUCUGGACAAUCCGAUGUCCAAAAGCUUCUCCAGUUCAUCAGCAGUGAAUACAUGUAGAGUUGAGAAUCUGGGGUUGAUUGCAAUCUCAGUGCCAGAGCCUUUCCCUGCUUUCCCAAAGAUAGCUGGUGUAGUAAGGCAUUGAUCCAGGGUGCUGUGGUUACCUCAUGGCCAAGUGCCCAGAACAGUUCUUGCACCACAUUCGUUCAGACUGAUGGUUAACUAAGAACAUUCCUGCUGUUAACUCUGUAUUGCCAAUGAACAUUAUUCCCUCAAAUAAAGCCCACCAUAUUGCAAAGCUGUUUUACUAGUUUGGAAAUCAGGACUUCUGUUGUUAAUGCAGUAACCAGUGCACACAUCUGCACAUCUUCCAUUGCUGUCUUUCCACCUCCCACAGCCCAUGAUUAAUGAUAAGUCCUGGCUCUAGGUCUGCAAUGUUUCAGCCCAGAAUCCAGGCUGCAGCAUGUGACUGCAAACCUUUUCAGGUGAGCUGAGCAGAUUCUCAAAGGGUCUGAGUUUGUUUGGUCUCUUUUCCACUUGAUAUCAUGGUGACGUGGCGACUGCAACUUCUGAAUUGUUGGACAACGAGUUGACAAGGUCCAGGGGCCUGGCAGGGGGUGUGAUGUGUCUCUGUUCUGGAUGGAACUCAGACUGAGAUGUUACAGAGUGAAAUAACGGUGUAUGUUUUAUGUUAAGGGAUAGUAUUUUGCUGUAUGAGCCUCUUUACAGGACUGACCCCGUUCUGGCAGUGUGUGCUAUAAUGCCACGGUGCUUCCUGAUUUUGAAUGUUGCUAUCAGUCAGUCUCAGAUGUAAGUCUCCUUUGGAUCACUAACACUCUUGCAAACAGUUCCUUUCUCUCUAUUAAAAUACUAUGAUUUUGAA
Chiloscyllium plagiosum (whitespotted bambooshark) is the source of this 6558-nucleotide messenger RNA. It is a transcript of the gene pdcd11, whose product is annotated as programmed cell death 11. The record is from RefSeq and is a predicted model, not a curated record. Gene Ontology annotation, biological process: rRNA processing. Gene Ontology annotation, cellular component: small-subunit processome; nucleolus; nucleus. Lineage: Eukaryota; Metazoa; Chordata; Chondrichthyes; Orectolobiformes; Hemiscylliidae. Gene Ontology annotation, molecular function: RNA binding; protein binding.